Messenger RNA from Pygocentrus nattereri (red-bellied piranha), 508 nucleotides. Its product is annotated as cystatin-B-like. Gene Ontology annotation, molecular function: cysteine-type endopeptidase inhibitor activity. The record is from RefSeq and is a predicted model, not a curated record. The transcript has 3 exons. Gene Ontology annotation, cellular component: cytosol. NCBI's taxonomy places the organism in Eukaryota, Metazoa, Chordata, Actinopteri, Characiformes, Serrasalmidae. The coding region runs from base 70 to 369 and encodes 99 amino acids.
UUUAAGCCAGAGCUGACCCUGUUUAGUUGUAGUUGUUGGUAGUUGUAGGUGAGGCCUGUGCUGACCACCAUGUCCAAAAUUGGAGGUAUCGGAUCAGAGAUGUCCGCGACCCCUGAGGUCCAGCAGAUCUGCGACGAGGUGAAGCCGCAGGUGGAGCAGAAAACUUCCAGGACCUUUGAGGUUUUUGUCGCCAAAUCAUUCGCCACCCAAGUUGUGUCUGGAAUGAACUACUUCAUCAAGGUGCAGGUGGGUGGGGAGGAGUACGCUCACCUGAAGGUGUUCCAGUCUCUCCCUCACGCUGGACACAAACUGGAACUGCUCAGUGUCCAAACUGGAAAGACUCUUGAUGAGCCCAUCGUCUACUUCUGAGAAUCUUUCACUCAUGCUCCUGAAGCAGAUAACGGUUCUAGGUCACAGUACUCAGCUAUCACAUGCAUGAUGAGGGCAAAGUUAAAAUAAUGAUUCCCCUUUCCUGCGAUUACUAAAAUAAAAAGCAAUUUAAAAAUAA